This is a messenger RNA of Aspergillus bombycis, 633 nucleotides long. RefSeq lists its product as uncharacterized. The record is from RefSeq and is a predicted model, not a curated record. The transcript has a single exon. The coding region runs from base 1 to 633 and encodes 210 amino acids. Lineage: Eukaryota; Fungi; Ascomycota; Eurotiomycetes; Eurotiales; Aspergillaceae.
AUGCAGUCAGAGAACAAUGCAACCCAUGUGAUCGAUCCAGACGGAGAUGUGAUGAUCAUCCUGCAGAACGCAAACAAAGGCUUGGCCAGUUUCAGUGAGGAAUCCAACCCCAAAAAGAAGCGCAAGACGUCACAAAACCCAGAAGUCCGCAUCCUAGUUUCUUCAAGCCACCUCACUUCCGCCUCGCCAGUUUUCAAAAGCGCCCUUGAUGGAACAUGGAAGGAGGGCCAUACACUCCGCACUGCAGGCUCAGUCAAUAUCACCGUGGACGGUUGGGAUCUUGAGGCGCUUCUCAUUCUGCUGAGAAUUUGUCACUGCAAGAACGACCAAGUUCCUCGAACGCUUAGCCUGGAAUUACUUGCAAAGGUCACGGUUUUGGUCGAUUACUAUCAGUGUUUCAAUGUCUUGCGAUUCUUCGCGGAUACGUGGAUUAGCUGUUUAGAGCAGAACUUUCCAACACAAUACUCGCGAAAAAUACUCUCAUGGUUGUGGAUAUCUUGGGCUUGGAAAGUGCCAGCUCUCUUCAAAAAGGCAACAGAGAUUGCUAUAAGCCAAGCUCCGGGUUUCAUCCCCUCGCUGGGUUUGCCAAUCCCACGGAAGAUCAUUGGUAAAACCAAUUACAUCACUUCUUGA